CAUCGCACUUGCUGCAAUUCCUUCCACAGCCCCCAUGGGCGCUACUGACGUUUCGUCAUCCGACGAGGUCUGUUCCUCAAGCUACUGGAGUCUGCCGCUGCCAACGUCCGAUGUCUGCUUUGUGGACACCCCAGCAGCAUUCGAAGCGGUGGCGCUUGCUCUAAAAUCUGCAGCAAUCGUGGGACUAGACUGCGAAUGGAAGCCUGUGGCGAGCAAGACAGGUCGGGCGGCAUCGAGGGGUUCCCCAAAGGUUGCAGUCCUGCAGAUUGCAGUCCGGAAGAGAGCGGUGCUGAAAAAUGCGAAGCGGGAGGUGUUGUUUGUGGUGGACAUGCUGGCGCUCAAGCCGUCAGUGUUCGCUGCGCCCCUGAAAGCGAUGCUGAGCAGCCCCCACAUCCUCAAGCUUGGCUACGCUUUCAAGGACGAUCUCCGUCACCUGGCGGCUUCCCAUCCAGGCCAGGACGCAAAGGGUUGUUUUGACAAAGUGGAAAACUUUGUUGAUGUGGGGAAGCUCUUCCACACCGUCAAAGGGGGCUCAGACUCUUGGAUAGUGGGGACGGGGGGAUUGGCAGCGAUUACAAACACCGUGCUGGGGCUUCCACUGGACAAGGAGCUCCAGUGCAGUGACUGGGAGGCCCGCCCCCUGUCUCAGGCACAGCUUCUGUAUGCAGCGACUGAUGCCUACUGUUUGUUGCCCAUCUACGACGCCCUCUUGCACGAGUCCUCAAGGGAUGCUCAGCCAGGGCCCCUCGUCCAACUUGUCGGCCCACAGAAGCCUUCCCCCGCUUUGAGCAUCGCAGCUGCUCUAGACUUAAACCCCCCCUCGACCGCUGACGUCAGCCACACGUCGUCCUGCCUACCUGCCACGUGUCUCCUCAGCUCUCGCAGCAUCUCCCCUGCGGAGGUCGCCACCGCGGCAAGCCUGAGCGCUGCGGGGCUCGAUGGAACGGAGGAAGAUGUGGCGCUAGCGAUGGGGCGCUUUGCAGAGCGGUUGAGCCUGAACAGCAUCAACCACGACGUGGGAAGCAAGAAGCCGAAAAAACGGCACGGAUCAAAGGCCAGGAGACCUCUGGAGGCAAUCGACGGUCAGGGAUUGUUGGACGACUGCGAGUGGUCAGGGCCGCCCCCCUGGGAGGAGGACGCCGCGGCGGGGGGCAGCGGCGAGCCCAAGUUUCUGUGCGAUGUCCACGUGGAGGGGCUCGCCCGGCAGCUGCGGUGUGUGGGCUUUGACACUGCCUCCGCUGUGGGUCCCCGGUCGGACCCCCGCCAGAUGGUGGAGCAAGCGGAGCGGGAGGGCCGCGUUCUGCUGACCCGCGACCGGCGGCUGAUUAGAAGACGGCUGCUGCCCCCCAACAAAGCUUACCUGGUGAAGGCUUUGGGCAAGCAGGCCCAGCUGAGAGAGGUCCUGAGCGCCUUCAAGCUGGGCGUGCGAGCGCGUCGGCUUCUCUGUCGCUGCAUCAAGUGCAACGGCGAGUUCGUAACAACGCCGUUGGGGCCCCGCGAGGCCGCCGCCACGGCGCCCUGGUCGCAGGUUAUUCCGGAGUGCGCGUUGCGCGCGCACACCGAGUUCUGGCAGUGCGCUGCGUGCCGGCACAUCUAUUGGGAGGGUACCCAGUUCCAGCGAGCGAUACUGCAGUUUGAGGCUCAACUUGAAGGCAUCAUGGAGGGCACGGUUGCAGAGGACAGGUUCUCCAAGUCGAGUCUAAUCGUUAUGAAUGUUGAGGACAACGAAAAUGAUAAUGCUAGAGCGUCCGAUAGCAAAAUCAUUGUUGGGUACUGCACCGAACCUGGUGAAGAGAAACAAGAGAUGGACGAGUUGAUCGGGGCCUUAGGGCCUGAGAGCGACUCCAGAGAGGAGAAGAUUGGCGGUUGCGAUUCGAGGGCAGAUAGCGAGGUGGCGGUGCAGAUUCCGGAUGGAAGUGCGCGGGUGAAACGGCCGUGCAAGACAUGCGCGGAGCGGAGAAAGAAAAAGGCGGAAAGAAGACAGUUGCUUGCUAGUCCAACUGAAACGGACAACGCAUGAUAGUUCUUGCAAAGUAAAGUUUUUCGACGUUGAAAAAUGCAUUAUGCAUGUGGAUCGGAUUCCGAAGUUUCUUACGUCAAGACAUGUACCAAGUCAAUCCAAACCACGAGCUCGCGACCACUUAAUGUGAGUGCUCAUAGAAGUAGGUUGGGCGCAGACUGUCAGAACCCGUGGAAGGCUAGAACGUGGACCAAAUUCGGACCUUUUGAAACCCCCCACCGUUUUGUACCCUGAACAGUAGUAUUGGCCGGGGAUCAAGGAUACCUAGCUCCAGAGACUCUACCGGACCGUGUGUCGACGUACCCGGUGCCGCACUACGGCCGCUGGCGACU
Molecule: messenger RNA, 2352 nt
Organism: Klebsormidium nitens
Lineage: Eukaryota; Viridiplantae; Streptophyta; Klebsormidiophyceae; Klebsormidiales; Klebsormidiaceae
Source: the annotation of a GenBank genome assembly